Molecule: messenger RNA, 2679 nt
Organism: Rhizoctonia solani
Lineage: Eukaryota; Fungi; Basidiomycota; Agaricomycetes; Cantharellales; Ceratobasidiaceae
Product: Vegetative incompatibility protein HET-E-1
Exons: 8
Coding region: 1-2679 (892 amino acids)
Molecular function (GO): protein binding
Source: RefSeq, a predicted model, not a curated record
AUGUCUGGCAAAAUCUGGACGUCAUGCGGAUUUUCCGCACUUUUGGGGUUCACCGUGUCCGGCUCCCCGAUCGACUCCCGCGCACCUACGCCUGAUCCAGAUAGCCCACAAAAUGCUUCCCAAUCCUCUGCACGCUCUCAUGGUACAUCUCCGCAGCCAAGCGCACCUCCGCAACCAACAUCAGGUAGCUCCACGCAAGCUAAUCAAACCAUAACAUCGCAAAUCGCGAUAUUAAAUCAACCAAAAGUAGUGGUUGACUCCAACUCGACUCCACAGACCCAUAAAUCGUCCUGGACUGGUCUUGAGAAAGCGCUUCAUGCAUUACAAAUCAGUACGAAAGGCUGUCCGCCACUCCAUUCGGCCGUUGAUGGCCUGAUAUCUUGUCUUCAUGUCUUUAGAGAAGCAGCAAAAUUUCGCAAAGAUUACGAUGAAUUAGCCGAUGGACUCGCGGCUAUGGUACAACUACUGGCCAAUUAUUCGCUCGUUGGGGCAUCGAGAGAAAUAACAGAAAAAAUGAACGGCAUUGCAGAGAAGAUUAAGGAUGAGUUAGAGUCCAUUGACAAACGUCAGUCUCGGGGCGCAACACUACGAAUUCUAGGCCCAUCAAGCGACGACGACGAUCUUGUUAGGCGAUACCGAAAAAUUGAACAGCUGUUCCGUCAGCUUCAAGCGGAGGCAAGCAUGAGCACAUGGAACGACACCAAAAAGCAUCUCGUUAAUACCCAAUUAGAAAGCCUGGGGCCGGUCAAGCUCGCGACAUACAACUCUACAAUCUCGAUGGACAUCGGCAGACGCUCAUGCACCGAAAAUACUCGCACUCAGAUACUCGGCGAUUUGAUGGAUUGGGCUAAUGAUCCCCAUAAAGCGAAGAUAUACUGGAUGAAUGGAAUGGCCGGAACUGGAAAAACCACAAUUGCGUGCAGUCUAUGCGAGAGGCUCGAUGCCGCCGGUCAGCUCGCGGCGAGCUUCUUCUGUACACGCACAUCGCGCGAGUGCAGCGAGGCAAAGCGUAUUGUUCCUACUCUCGCAUAUCAAAUCGCUCGACGCUCAGCGCCGUUCAGGGAUGCAUUGUGUGGACUCGCUCAUAACAAAGCCGCUAGUGGAUUCCAGGGAUUGAUCAGAAGGAACCUCGUGGUCGUGAUAGAUGCGCUGGACGAAUGUAGCGAUCCUCACAUCGUGAAGGUCGUAUUGGACAUCUUAUUUCGUCAUGCUGUUGAUCUGCCAGUCAAGUUUUUUGUCACAAGUCGACCAGAGCCAACAAUACGCAACAGCAUGAUGCUAGGGAUUGCCGAAAAUGAACGACCUCACUCUAUACUUUAUCUUCAUGAGAUAGAAAAAUCCCUUGUUCAGGCCGAUAUUGAAUUGUACCUCAGGGACGAACUGAAGCACAUGCUAUCUAGCGAUGACGAAGCCAUAAAAGAGCUAUCGGAACAAGCAGGCAUCUAUUUAUAUAUGCGUGCAUACAAAAUCACUCUUGCUAUGCUCUCUGGCCUUGAUGGGACAGAUUUAGCUACUUCGGCUCUCGAACCUCUACGUUCAGUAUUGCACGUUUCGGAGCACAACAGCUAUGUCACUACUCUCCAUGCUUCUUUUCCGGACUUUAUGUUUUCACAAGAGCGUUCCCAGAAGUACUUCUGCAACAGGUCAAGUCAUAAUCAGUUCUUAGCAAGACAUUGUCUGGAGAUCAUGAAAAUACGACUUUGCUUUAAUAUAUGUCAACUCGAGUCGUCUUAUCUUCUGGAUGACGAAGUUCCUGAUCUGAAUGAUCGAGUGGAAGCUCUCAUACCCCCAGUGCUUCGCUACGCUAGUCGAUUUUGGGUAGACCACCUAACACAAGGAACGGCUUCCGAGCAUGUUUUUGAGCUCGUGUAUGAUUUUCUGUCCUAUCGAUUACUGUUCUGGAUGGAGGUAAUGAAUCUAACUAAAUUCAUGGUGGCCGGAGCCGUUGUUUCCACCAAAUUGCACAUGUGGCUAAGAGUGUCCGAUGGGUCACGCGUUUCUGAACCUUUCGAGGGGCAUUCUCAUCGAGUCAACUGUGCUACAUUCUCAUCGGACAGCAUGCGCAUAGUUUCUGGGUCUGAAGACAAAACUAUCCGAAUAUGGGCCGUCCAUAAUCCCGCAGGUCUCGGCCUAAAAUUGGUUGGACACGCUGGAACAGUCCGGUCCUUGAUGUUCUCUCCUGAUGAUCUGAUGAUAGCCUCUGGCUCUAUCGAUCGCACUAUUCGCAUAUGGGAUGCAAUUAACGGCACUUGUAUCCGAAUUCUUCAAGGACACACUCAAUCAAUUUCAUGCGUGAGGUUCUCGCCUUGUGGGGAAUACAUUUUCUCUGGAUCGAAUGAUCACACCGUACGGGUAUGGAACACCUAUAGUGGCGCUUCAAUUGGUGAUCCCCUAAGAGGCCACACCAGCUACGUUACAUCUAUUGCGGUAUCUCCAGAAGGCGAGCGUAUUGCCUCUGGGUCACUAGAUCGAACAGUUCGGAUCUGGCAUAGGGCAAGCGGGAGCUUAUGGUCGGACCUUUCGAGGGCCACACCGACUCAAUUAGAUCGGUCGAAUUCUCAGCUGACGGUGCGCGGAUUAUAUCGGCUUCAGACGACAAAACUAUACGCAUAUGGAGCACAGAGGGUAAAUCACGGGGCGGCUCAAAUAAAGGGCCGCUUCACAGCUUCCCGACUAUAA